Molecule: messenger RNA, 5736 nt
Organism: Strongylocentrotus purpuratus (purple sea urchin)
Lineage: Eukaryota; Metazoa; Echinodermata; Echinoidea; Camarodonta; Strongylocentrotidae
Product: activin receptor type-1
Exons: 8
Coding region: 175-1749 (524 amino acids)
Biological process (GO): cellular response to growth factor stimulus; BMP signaling pathway; protein phosphorylation
Cellular component (GO): BMP receptor complex; plasma membrane
Molecular function (GO): metal ion binding; ATP binding; transforming growth factor beta receptor activity, type I
Source: RefSeq, a predicted model, not a curated record
UUAGUGAGUUAGCGAGGGUUAGGUCAUUCAUUCGGUCCCUCAUUCAGUCUUAGUAGAGCAGAGCAUGGCACUUGUUUGCAGGUUCUAUCCUAUGGGAGUCUGCUCUCUUUCAUAAUUUCUCAGCCUUUAUCUGAAUUUCUACCGAGGAUUUUUACCCCUUUUGGAUUUACAAUCAUGAGUUUGCCUGGUCAUCUUACAGGUGUGUCGACGAUGCGAGCUAGUCAAGAUGUCUACGUGGCUGACCUAGCUCACCAAGUCAACAAUAGUGUGACUCUACAGUGCAAUUGUGAUGACUAUAGCUGUGAAGGGACCAAUCGCUGUGAAGCACUUCGGAAAUGUUUCUCAUCAAUAACAGAAGUAGAUGGCAUCAUCAUGAAGAGAAUGGGAUGUGUGAAUACAGAAGAACAGUUCAACAUGUUUUGUAAGAUGCAUCCUUAUCCAGACAUCUCUGUGUUGUGCUGUAAUCGUUCCUUCUGUAAUAAUGAUCUACAACCAACGUUCUUACCAACAACUACACCUCGUAUCACAGAAGAACUUGGUCAAAAGGUCCCUUACAACGUGACCUACACAGUCCUGGGUGUGGUGGGACCAUUGAUAGCCUGUCUCAUUGCACUGACCAUUGCUGCAUACUGCUUCAAACGUCGUCAUCAGCAACGUAUGGAUGAGCUAAGCCAUCAGGAAGCUCAGUAUAGACAGGCUCAUGAUAUCAGGGCUGUCCCUGCAGGAGAUAGUACAUUAAAGGACCUGUUUGAUCAUUCUAAUACAUCUGGCAGCGGAUCUGGGCUUCCCUACCUGGUGCAGAGGACAGUAGCCAGACAGAUCAACCUGCUUCAACAAGUCGGUAAGGGUAGAUACGGUGAGGUAUGGAUGGGUACAUGGCAAGGUGACACUGUAGCCGUCAAGAUCUUCAGUUCCAUUGAUGAGAAAUCCUGGUUCCGUGAGACAGAGAUCUACAACACCGUCAUGCUUCGACAUGAGAACAUCUUAGCCUUCUUUGCAUCAGACAUGACCUCACGUCAAUCCUGCACUCAACUCUGGCUUAUCAUGGAGUACCAUGAACGGGGCUCCCUCUACGACUACCUCAACCGUCAUGUGCUUGAUGCAAGGCAGAUGUGUCGCCUGGCGCUGACGGCCUGCAGCGGUCUUGUUCAUCUUCAUACCGAGAUCACAUGCAACAACAGCAAACCUGCCAUCGCUCAUAGAGACAUCAAAACCAAAAAUAUUCUUGUCAAGAGGAACUUAACGUGUUGUAUCGCCGACCUGGGAUUGGCGGUCCUGCACACGCAGAGGGAGGAUAAUAUUGAUAUGGGAACGAACACUAGGGUUGGGACAAAGAGGUACAUGGCACCAGAGCUACUGGAGGAAACCAUGGAUGUCAGGUGCUUUGAAUCAUUCAAGAGGGUCGAUGUAUAUGCAUUUGGCUUGGUCAUGUGGGAAAUUGCUAGGAGAUGCGAAGUAGGAGGUAUGGUAGCAGAUUACAAGCCUCCGUUCUUUGAGUAUGUACCCAGUGAUCCAAGCUUUGAUGAUAUGAGGAAAGUUGCUUGUAUUGAGAAACUCAGACCAAAUAUACCAAACAGAUGGACCAACAAUACAGUGUUAACAUCAAUGGCCAAGUUAAUGAAGGAAUGUUGGUGUCCUACCGCUUCAGCUCGACACACCUCACUCAGGGUUAAGAAGACUCUCAUGAAGAUCUCUGAAACAUGUCCCAAGCUAACUGAUCCUUAUCAUUGGGAAAAGAUCAUCGCCUAAAACAUCAUUCAUACAUUCUACACUGUCAUGAAGAUCUCUGAAACAUGUCCCAAGCUACCUGAUCCUUAUCAUUGGGAAAAGAUCAUCGCCUAAAACAUCAUUCAUCAUACAUUCUAAGAACUGCUUGCAAUUCCUUGUUCAGAAGGGUAAAAGAAGUGGUAGGUUUUUACAGAGAGGACAGAGAAGUGACGAUGAACAUGUUCCUUGAAGAUUUGCGAGUGAUAGGAGGCAAGAAUUGUGCUAAUAUUGUUGUCUCCUUGUAUCUCCUGUAUGUAAUGAAGAGUGAACUCUGUUUGGCAUUGGAUGUGCCGUCAUAGAGUUUCAAGCUAGAUGAAAAGGUUUCAUGAUUGAAUCAUGAAGAGAACAAGCUUGGUAGCGCUAUCAUUGCUCUUUGGCUUCAUGUUCCCAGUCCGGAGGUGGUAACUCAAAGUUCUGAAACUAUCUUUCUUUUUUAGUGAGAGGUCUUUUAUUUGUUACAACAAAUCUGAAUUAUGAUGAGUCGUUGGUUAAUGACUGCAUUAGGUGACUGCAUAUGUUUGUAGUCAUACAAAUAUCAACACAAAUCAAUAUGAAAUCAAUGAUUCAUUGUGAUUUCAAGUUGUUAUGACAAUUCGAAACCCCUUAAUUUUGCAAGUUUUUUGAUCCGGGACAAAUGCUUACCCAAAGCUGUCUUUGCUGAAGCAUGUACAGAGAGAUAUGCAGAUGAUAUGUCAGGCUACAAGGAUUAUGUUUGGAAGGAAUGUGGAAAACACAGUAGAGGGAAUUAACUGGGCAGUAAUAACAGUAUUGAGAAAAAGUAAAGAAAACAGGAAAGUUAAGUGUACAAAAUGUAUUCAACCUACAGUGACCCAAGCAGAAAUGUUGGAGAGGAUGGAAGGCUAAAUAGUACACUUGCCUAAGCUCAAUCGCAUUUGAGUAAUGGAUCAAACGGUCACCUUGCAUUAAUUACAAAGUUUAUCAUUGAUAUAUUAUCAGAGUAGAACCUCUGACUGACCUGUCUAUAUAUCACAGAUGUGGCAUGUCUUUUUAAGAAUUGAUGCCUGUGUUUUAUAUAGAGUCCUGUAAAUAGAGUAACCUUUGUAUAUAGACCAAGAAAUUAUUGCUGAAUGUAAAAUUUGAAUUCUUCAGAGGGUAUUAUGUUGCUUUGUACAGCUAAUGUAAAUGCAUCAUGUAUUGUUAAAUGUUUUGGCUGUUUGGAGGGAGCUAUUGCUUCUAUCAAUUUGGCAGUGAAUUGAAUUAUCAAACAAUUAUUAUGUGAAAUGACAAUUACCAAAUUCAAAAUAUAAAUGUUAGUAUCAGUUGAAAAUGUGUAGUUAUGAAAGUUGAGUGUCUUUUUCAGACAAUGUAAUCUGUAUUUUUGGUAAUUCUCAGAAACAGUACCCAUAUCUUCGGUUAUUUUGAUACUGCAUCAAUAUAAAUUUGUGUGGUUUCCAAACAUUUCACUGCUUGCUAAACACAAUUUUAUUCAUUUUUUUUCCCGAUAAAACAAUCAUCUCUAUUUCUAGUAUAGCAUCUUUGAGGCAUAAAUAGAGUUACUGAAAAAGAAAGACUUCAUUUGAAAAGAAGUACCUUAAUAUAAAAUGUGAAAAUCACAUCAGAAUAGCAGCAGCAGUGUAAAAAAUAUUGUUGCUAGAGUGGUAUGAAUAGAAUAUUGUUUUAGAUGUAAUGAUGGAUUAUUGUAUGGAUUCCUUGUUAUAUCAGAGAUUAUCUGUGUAGUGGAAGUUGAUCUUUUAUUUGUGCCUUUCUUUUUAUAUCAUUUCAUUUCAUCAGAUGGCAUGCAUUUCUGGGUAUUAUGUACAUGCUGACAUCAGUUUUUGUAUUUAUUAUUGUUACUUGCCUUUCAAUCUUAAAAAGCCAGUCAUGGAAUGUGUAUUUAUGUGUUAAGUGAAGAUGGAAUCUAUCCAAGUAAACGUGAAUGAUAUUUCUUCUUUGGCAUUACUUAGGUGGUCAAUUUCAGCUUCCUAAUCUGUGACUUUUCAUUUUCCCCACUCAAGCACAAAACUGCCCCUACUUGCUUGUAAGAGGCUUUCUUUUUGGAAUACUUGCUAUCAGACAAAUAAUGCUAGUCAAAGUUUCAAGAUGACUUGUGAAAUACUGAAGCAAGUUUUUAAGGACUUUAUUGAGAAUUUUGUUCGAUGGAAGUAGUAAAUAUACAAGGAUCAUGUACUUGGAAGACAUGCUCUGAAUUUCUCACUGCGCAUGAGCAGAGAAUUGGGAGGUAUGCAUGUGGAUGUGACAAAUGGAAAGUCACAAUGUCCUCCUGGUCAAAAAGCUAGGACUAAUUAACAAAUAGCUUGCUUCUCUUUUCAUGUAUGACUCCCCCAAUGAGGACAUUAUUGGAUAAUCAUUCUGGUUACAGUAUUGCUAGGUAUUCUAUGCUUUAGGAGAACUUUCUCAAAUUCAUGUGACUCUUGUGUUUCUUUCUGUCUCUAUUUUCUCUGACUCUCCAUUUCUCUGCUCUGUCUUUCUUUCACUCCGUCGUUCUCUUUGUCUGUCUCUGUCUGUCUCUGUCUGUCUCUCGUUCUGUCUCUCUCAGUGUCUCCUGCUCUCUGUCCUAUGUCUGUUGUAUGGACAUGGAGACUCCCACCUGUCCCAUCUUCUCUAUCAACAUGUCUUGAUUGGUCACUAAUUGGUUGAGGUCAGUUUGCUUUGAGAACCAUUCUCAGGCCGGCCAAGAAGAGUUCCACACUAAUUAAAGAUAUGGCAUUCCAUCAUCACUAGAGAUUCCUGUGGUUCGGUUCAAGAAGGGUUACAGAGGCUGAUUAAUUAUUAGAGUAGUUAAAAGGUAUGUUUUUGUAUGUCUAGAUAAGGGUUUAUCAAACAUGUUACAAGCAAACAUCAGAUCAAUUUCUGAAAUGGGAAAGUUUUAAACGGGAUCUAGGCAUUAAAAGACAAAAUCAAAGCAAAACAAAUCAUCUAAAGAGAACAGGUACAUCGAGUGCAAGUGUUGAUGUAUCCUGACUUUUAAUUUAUCAGUUAUUGGCAUAAGAUACAUUUUUAUACAAUAUCUGGUUUUUGCAGAAUAGUAAGUUCAGAGAAUAAUGUGCAAUUGCUUAGUAGUGUAGUUGGUCAUAAUUUAGUAAAAAUCUUUAUAUCCAGAAUAUAGCCCUUGAGGUAGGUUUAACGAACUACUGCCAUGCUUGUAGUAGCAAUGCUUGCAUUAUAACAUUGUGUUUGAAAAGAUACAACCCUUCAAAUUUGCUAAAGAUUUGAGAAGCAUUAACAAAAACGAUCUCUUAUCCAGGAAUUAGUUGGUCUAAAUGCCUCAUAUGUGGAAAUAUUUUGUUGAUGUGGAUUUACAGCAACUGAAGAUGCUUCUGCUUCCUUGUCAUGGGUUUACAUGUUCUGUACAAGUUUAUACAGCCCUCUCUAAAGUCUUAGACAGAGCUAGGAUAAGGGUAGAGUUAUAUAUGGAUGGAGAUGCUCUAUUUAAGAUUUCAAUUGCUGUAUAUAAUGAGUUUGCAUGUAAAAUGAGUUAUGAAAACACUUUUCAUACAUGCAUGUUUCCUCACUGAUGCAGUAAGACAUGGAACUCGAAGCUAUCUUGUUAUAUAAUCUUGCACUGAGGUAUUUCAGCUAUUGCAUGGUGAUACGAAUCAAUCUCAGAUAUGAUAUGAUCUAUUUUUGUGACAUGAACAAGUUUCACUUUCUUGUAUGGAAAUAUCAUGGAUAUAUUAAUUUUCACAUUGAUCAAACUUCUUUGUAAAUUGUUCUUUAUUAUAUUACUGUUGUUUAAUAUAUAAGGAGAGGAAAUCUUUCUUAUUCUUGUUUAAAGUGUUAAGAUCGUGAUAUGAAUUGUGUAUGUAUGAUAUAUAUAUUUGUAAAUAAUGAUGCUAAAAUUUAUAAUUUUCACGUAAAUGUUUUGUUAUUGUUGAUAUGUAUCUAUGGUUAUGUCAUACUUUCAUUUGAUUUCUUUUUCACAUUUGUGAUAUUCAGAUAGAUAAAAUUUUGCAGAUCAGUAUUAAAGGCAUAUCUAGGUAAAACAUA